Stegostoma tigrinum is the source of this 4499-nucleotide messenger RNA. Its product is annotated as solute carrier organic anion transporter family member 4C1-like. Gene Ontology annotation, cellular component: membrane. Bases 277 to 2301 code for a protein of 674 amino acids. Gene Ontology annotation, biological process: transmembrane transport; sodium-independent organic anion transport. Gene Ontology annotation, molecular function: protein binding. Lineage: Eukaryota; Metazoa; Chordata; Chondrichthyes; Orectolobiformes; Stegostomatidae. The record is from RefSeq and is a predicted model, not a curated record. The transcript has 13 exons.
UGAUGGCAAUGCAGUAUUACACUUUACUUCUGGGCAGAGAUAACAGAAUUUACAACUGCAUAGAUUGCAAACACACCAAUUGCUUUGUCAGAAAAACUAAUUCGUAGUUUCCAGUCAAUUGACAGAUGUGGAAUGUAGUAUACUGAAACGUCCAGAAUAGGAAAAUUAUAUAAAAGAACUAUUUAUGUGGAAAGACUUUAGGUUAUACAGUUUGUUCACUGUCCUCAAACUGCUUUUUUAACUGCUGGACACUAUUGUUUUGACACAAUUAACAAAAUGGACCAAGGAGUGGAUAAUCCUGCAUUCAUCACUGAUGACACCCGCAAUGUAGGACAAAACUCAAAACAAGAAAAUAUUGCAACAGUGGAAAUAUCGAAGCAAGAGAUUGAGGAAGGGCCAUGUGGCUGGGGAAGAUUUACACCAAGUUGGAUUCAGCACUGCAACAAUCCAAAAGGAUACUUGGUCUUUUACAGUCUGCUAGGUGUCAUUCAAGGUACUUUAGUGAAUGGUCUGGUGAACAUCAUCAUAACUACAAUUGAGAAACGAUAUGACUUGAACAGUUUCACAACAGGACUGAUUUCUACAGGCUACGAUAUGUCCUUCUGUGUUUUAUGCCUUUUUGUCUCUUACUAUGGACAAAAGGGGCACAAGCCACGAUGGCUGGCUUUCUCAUCUUUUAUGCUGGGAUUGGGAUCCCUUGUGUUUUGUCUUCCUCAUUUCACCAGUGACCUGUAUAAUUAUGGUGCACAAAUAAGAGAUACUUGUGCAACCCUUCACAGUAAUGCCAGCAGAUUAACUUGCGACCCCUCCACGGCAUCUAAGUCCUCCAAUUUUCUAUUUGUGUUUCUUCUGGGUCAACUGCUACAUGGGGUGGGAGGAACCCCUUUGUACACACUGGGAACGGCCCACAUUGAUGACUCUGUCUCUACUGAAAAAAGUUCCCUUUAUAUUGGCAUUGGAACGGGUAUGUCAGUUCUGGGCCCUGCAUUUGGAUAUAUCUUAGGUGGUCAGUUGCUGGACAUUUACAUUGAUGUCAAUAGAAUUUCCAAAGUUCCUUUGAUGCCAGAUGACCCUCGAUGGCUUGGUGCUUGGUGGAUUGGGUUUCUUCUCUGCUGGAUAUUGGCAUGGUGCCUAGUUCUACCUCUGACUUGUUUCCCAAAGCACUUACCAGGUACCACAAAAAUCAAACUUGAAAAGAUUUCUCAGGCCCACAGUGGUGAAGCUUCAAAAGCCUUCGCACAGGCUAAUUUUGGACACAGCUUUAAGGAUUUCUUUGCAGUACUACAGAUGUUGUUGAAGAACCCUGUUUUCAUGUCCUUAGUUAUAGCAGGCACGACUGAAGCAAUGGUCAUCACUGGAUUUGUCACAUUUAUGCCAAAAUUCAUUGAAAAUCAAUUUGGCCUAACUGCGAGCCUAGCAGCAAUUCUGGGAGGAGCAGUACUUAUCCCCGGAGCUUUUAUUGGUCAAAUUAUUGGUGGGCUCAUCAUUACCAAACUGAAACUUCAGUGUCGAAAUGUGAUAAGAAUGAGUGCAGCCACAUGCAUAUUAUCACUGCUUUGUGCUUUAGUUUUUGUUUUUGCUCAAUGUUCGAAUCAGCCAUUUGCUGGAGCCAACCAGGACUAUAAUUUAAACAGCACUGCAGAAAAUAUCGAUUUGGUGGCACCUUGCAAUAAGGACUGUAAUUGCAUUCGUUCUUACUUCAAUCCUGUAUGUGGUGCAAAUCAUGUCCAGUACUUUUCUGCUUGCUAUGCAGGUUGUUCAAAUGCAUCAAUAACAGAUGGCAUUCUGGUUUAUCCAAACUGUUCAUGUAUCCAGCAAGAUGGAAGUACUUUUGCUGCACAAGAAGGAAAAUGUGGCUCUUCAUGUGACAAGAUGCCUUUAUUUAUGGGAUUUUUUCUGGCUGCUGUCAUUUUCACAUUCAUGACCAGCACACCAAUUACAACAUCUGUUCUCAGGUGUGUUCCUGAUAACCAACGCUCAUUUUCAUUGGGCAUUCAGUGGCUUUUUGUAAGGAUCCUAGGCACUAUUCCAGGACCAAUUCUGUUUGGUACAGUGAUUGAUAUGUCUUGCAUCCUGUGGAAUAAGAAUGAGUGUGGUGUUCAAGGUGCAUGCUGGACAUAUGAUAACCCAAAAAUGGCCCAUUUAAUUACAGCCAUUGGCACAGUUGCCAAAGUGAUCUCGAUUGUUGCACUUGCUACAGCUUCUUUUCUGUAUAGACCACCAAAGAUUACUGAAGGUAUAGAAAAAACAGCUGAUCAGCCAUUGCAACGGUGGAAAUUCUGGGCCAAGACCAAGUCUUAACUGUGGCUUGGGAAUAUUGUGUUUACCAACCAUUAAAGCAGUGCAAUAACAUACCGAGGAACAAAAAUAAAUACAUUUUAUAUAUACUUUUCUUUGCUAAAUAUGACAAUGAUUGGAAAUUUCUGUCUUGGAUGACUUCCACUUUAAAAUGUAUGUCUAUCAUAUAAAGCAAUUGGAUUGAUUUUGAUGUAAAUUUGCUCUAUUAUUCAGGUCUGAUCAGAGUUCACCUUUUUCUAAACCGUUUCAUUAUUAUGAAUUUUUGGUAAACACAACAACUGGUGGAAAUUGAUUUGAAAAAGAUGUCUAUUACCAUUAUAUGAAAACAUGUGAAAUAGACAAACUGCUUUAGUAGAUAUUGGAGGUGCCCUAUCUAUAAUGUAGUGUUCUUGAUGUUUCAUGAGCGAAGUAAAUGAUAUCUAGCCUUUAUUUUGGCAUAUUCCAAAAGUAGUAAUUAACUAAAUGUGUAUGCUAAAUAAAUUAACAAUGAAAUACUUUAGGAAUCCUUUAACAAAUUGAUAAUAUAGAACUAAAUAUAGAAAUAACAUGUAUAAUAAAUGUAAGUGCCCCUGAAUUUCUGCCUCAGACUUGACUUCUAUUUCUGCUAUAAUUCAUGAUUGUUUCCUGAAGCCCUUUUUGAAACCACAUUAAUUAAUUCACUCCUGCAGCCAAAAUACUUCUAUAACUCAGGUCUGGUGCCAUUUAAUAACCACUUAUAGGGCUUCCUUACCUCAUCUUUGCUCAUGUUCAUUUGUUUCUUCAUGUCCUAGCCUUCCACAUAGUUAUCUUGAGAAUAUUUUCCUUUCUGUGGCCAAACAGAAUAAAACAGUCCCAAAUUAGAAUGUCAAGCUUUUCAACUGGCUUAUAGUAGGGACAUUAUACUUUUCAUUAAGAUCCCUGGAUUGUGAAAGAGGGGAAAACCCACUCAUAACCUUAAACCCUAUCCUUGUCAACUUGUGUGGUGCUUGUUGAAAGAUUACUGCCACUUUGAAAAUCAUUGGCGAUGGUAUUGGCGACCAGCCUUUCUUCUGAAGCUGUACCUGGUAUGAGCUGUAUCCAACAUAAAAAAGGGAAUUAAAAAUAACAAAAAUAAGAAGAUAUAAGGAGAAAUGUUUAAAUCUGAAUGACCACUAGGAACGUUGGGCUGCUCUUCAGGUUUAAAGUACCCAUGGUUUGAACUUCUAGUCCCAGGUUAUUUGCUUGUGGACAAAAACUAACAUCUGUCAAGCAAUUUUAAGCUGGAAAGGAGGUAUAACUGGGGAAAAGCUGCCCCUUGUGUUCCCACUCACAUCACCAAAUAACUACAGAAGACCAAAAGCAAAGAACUGUCGAUGCUGGAAAUCUGGAACAGAAACAGAAAUUGCUGGAGAAACCCAGCAUGACUGGCAGCAUCUGUGGAGAGAAAGCAGAGUCAAUUUUUCGGAUCCAGUAACCCUUCUACAGAACUGACUGUGGACAGAAAAUGCUUGUAUAUAUCCCGAAGAUGGUUGGGGAGGGGGCAGAAAGGGUAAACAUUAGUUCUUUGAUUUCUCUCCACAGAUGCUGCCAGAAAUGCUGAGUUUCUCCAGCAAUUUCUUGUUUUAGAUUUUGGUAGCCACUGAAGACUGAUAUUAGUGGAAGGCUUGGGAGGAAAUCAGCUUCUGAUCAUCUUAGUUAUAGUUAGCUCAGAACUUGGAAGACCAAAAUUAAAAGAGCCUAAAUUAUUAUUAAACAUAAGGAUAUUCCAACAUUGGCAGUUUCCCUUCACUGAGAAGAACAAUUUGUUUCAUCCCAUGAGAAAUGAACAGAGUCCAAUCUCAACCCAAUAGCUCUUAAUUGAAAGCUUACCUGUACCAGGCCGAAAUGAUCAUUACAGCCAUUUUCUCGUGCACAUAUUGAUACACAACUAUGCAACCAUCAAACGUGCAACCAUUUGUUCUUCUGGAUCUGGUCAUGACACUGUUUUCGCAAUUCCAUAUUAAACCUCUCCAUAGUAUUGUCUGUUUAGAUUAACUAGUUAAAAAGAAAAGGGAAUGUCCAAGGCAACAUCCCAAACACUCUAAUGCCCAAGUGUUCUAAGCAAAAUCUUUGAAAAGCCACAAUUUGUCCCCGUUUAGGUGUUGGUUAUUUCUGUUUCCACUUCAUGUAUCUUGAAUCAAUAAAAAAAAUGUAUAUUAUUGUAAAUAUAAUUAUUCUGGUAAAAUGUAAAUGAAAGACUUUUG